GAGAUAUCUAGUAAUCCAAUAAGCCGGGGUAUUUAUAAAUCUCCGAUUAAAACGAUUAGAUUGUAAAAAAGUUCCGCUUUUACGAAGAAAAAGAAGAAGAAAGGUAAGGAAUGAAGGAAUUUUAAUUCGAGCAAGAUAGGACGUAAAAUGAUAUGAUAGAAGAAAGAAGAAAGGGUUGACAGGAGAGAGAAAGAGAGAGGAGCAUUUGUAGGGUUGGAGGGGAGAAGAGUCUUUUUCUCUUUCUCUACUAUAGAAGAGAGAGAAAUUUAUAUAUACGAGGAGCUCGUGGUCGUGCAAGUCAUUGUGAAUCUCGUGUUCGCUGAUGUAACGUCUCUCGUAUAGGGAUAUUGCAUGGUCUAAUCGACUACUCGUUCGAUUCGUCGUCUUCUCUUAGUGCCGAAGAAGAAGAAAAAGAAGGAGGAGGAGGAGAAGAAGGAGAAAGAAACGACGAAUAAAAAGGGUUCGAAAAGUCGAUCGAAGGUCGACGAUUUCUCGACGAAAGCGGAUCUCUAGAAGAAGAAGAGGAAAGAAGAGGAAGAAAGCUUCGCAAAAGAGUAAGAUGAACAAAAUAACGAAGGGGAUAGAUCAUCGUUGGCAAACCGGAUUGCCGGAAGUCAUCUGAAUUCGAUGAAAUAUUCGACUAAAGUGUGAAUCGCAGGAUCGUUCAAAAUUCAAAGAGAAUAGAGGAUAACUUGGAGAAAAAAUCUAAAAAAUCCAAGUCCCUUAAGAAGAUCGAAAUCUAUAUUUCAAAUUCAUCUGAGAAAAAAGGUAUCCGAGUUUUUUGAUAGAAGUCAGAAAAAUGAUUUUCCUACGUUACAUCUGCUUCUUAACGUUGUUAGUUACUGUAUGGGCGGAUUUCAACGUUUCGACGCAUGAUCUUAAAGUAUUACUUUAUCAAAAGGAAGCUUUUACCGUAUACUCGACGAAAGCCGUAACAGAGAACGUAACGGUAAGCAUAGAUAUACAGCACAAAGAUUUAAUUUCGGUCGAGCCGUCCGAAUUUAAUGUUACAAAUGAUACGUGGAAAGUACCAACCAAGAUAUACGUAACAGGUAUUGCUGCUGGACAUUCAACUCUCAAUCUGAAUGUUGUAUCUUCGAAUGCUGCACAUUUUUCGGAAGCAUUCGUUAGAGUGACGGUGGAAAAAUCGGAUACGAUUUAUCACGUUAGCGUCGUAGUCGGAUGGAUAUAUUUCUUGGCAUGGAGCAUAAGCUUUUAUCCACAGAUAUAUAGCAAUUACAAACGCAAAAGCGUCGUAGGUCUUAACUUUGACUACUUGUCGCUUAAUAUCGUUGGAUUUAUUAUGUAUGCAUUGUUUAAUUGUUGCUUGUUCUGGAUACCAGAAAUAGAGCAAGAGUAUUUUAAUAGGUAUCCAAAGGGAUUGAAUCCUGUGCAAGUUAACGAUAUAUUUUUCUCUCUACAUGCAGUAUUUGCCACUGUGAUAACUAUCAUCCAAUGUUUUAUAUAUGAGACUGGUUCUCAAAGAGUGUCCACGACAGCGCGUAUCAUUCAUGCGAUAUUCGCGAUAUUUAUAUUCACCUCUAUGUUACUGGCCAUAACGGUAGUAAUUGCAUGGCUCGACUUUUUGUACUACUGCAGUUAUGUCAAACUGUGUAUAACUCUUAUAAAAUACGUGCCACAAGCGUUUUAUAACUACCGAAGGAAGUCCACCGUUGGUUGGAGUAUUGGAAAUAUAUUUUUAGAUUUCACCGGUGGCAUACUGUCGAUGCUACAGAUGAUAUUGAAUGCGUAUAAUUACGACGACUGGGAGAGCAUUUUCGGAGAUCCAACUAAAUUUGGACUUGGAUUCUUUUCCGUAGCAUUCGAUGUGUUUUUCAUUAUACAACAUUAUGUUUUAUACAGAUUUAUCAGUGAAAAAGAAAUCGACCUGAAUGGCAAAGUAUAAGCAACAUCUAUCAACGACAUAUUUUUAGCAUCAUCCAAUAAACAUCCAUUAUUUCUUUCAAUAAAAUAAAAGAUCGAACCAUUAAAUAAUUUACAUAGUUAAAAUAAUGAAUGUAAUUUAACGAUCCUAACAAUGGAAAUGCCUGAGCUAUAAGAAAGCAAAAAUCUUUUUUUGAUACAGUAGAACUCAUCUUAUUUAUUUUUGUGUUAGUAUUAUAUGACUGCAUAUAAACGAAACGUGAAAGUAUUUUGAUUAUAAAUACGUAUGAUAUUAACACAGUAUUAUAUUGUAGAUAUUAAAGAAACUCUUAAUAGAGGGUUUUUUUUUUGUAUUUGAGGAACGAUGAAGUGAUGUUUUUUAAGAUAAAUAAUAUAAAAGAAAAUGAUAUACAAAUACCUAAUAUAUACGUACACACGCACGCGCGCACGCACACACUUAAUACGUUCGCAAGAACAUUAAACUCUAAAUCUCCACUAUAGUAUAAUAUGAUGUAUUUGUUCACGAUUAUGGAGAUGACUACUUACAAUUAGUUUAAAAAUUAGAUUAAAGUUUGAAUAAAUCGAGAAUUGUUAAGUAUACGCGAUCAAAUGUUUUUCUAUACUUUAUAUUAAUUUUUGCUUUGUUCUGUUUUGGAAAAAUUCUAUUUUGUACAUUUAUAACGAAAUAAGUAAAAUAAAAACCAACAUAUAUGUCCCAAGCAUAUUCCCUAUUUAUUCAAAACCGUUAAGAAAAAAUGGUAACAGUAUAACGAUAUACGACUAUUUAUCUAGUCUUUAAAAAAAAAAUCUAACAUCUGUUUAAUGUUAUGUUUGUGUGAUAUGCAUGCCGCAUGUAUAUAUUUAGCAUGUUUGUGUUACAAUUUUCAUUUUAUAGAGCCGUAAUUAAAAAUUAUUUAGUAAUAUUUUUUACAAUUUGUCCAAAGAGCGAAAAAUUUAUAUAUUAAAAAAAAAAAAACAAAACAAAAAA
Molecule: messenger RNA, 2872 nt
Organism: Vespula vulgaris
Lineage: Eukaryota; Metazoa; Arthropoda; Insecta; Hymenoptera; Vespidae
Gene: Ctns
Product: cystinosin homolog
Exons: 11
Coding region: 800-1906 (368 amino acids)
Biological process (GO): L-cystine transport
Cellular component (GO): lysosomal membrane
Molecular function (GO): L-cystine transmembrane transporter activity
Source: RefSeq, a predicted model, not a curated record